UCAUGUCUCAUGUGGAUGAAGCAGCCCGCCGGCUGUCCAAAAGUGGGUCAACCCUCUAUGCAGUGCUGGAGCUUAAGAAGGGUGCCUCACCUGAAGACGUCAAAAAGGCCUACAGGAGACUGGCCUUGAAGUAUCAUCCAGACAAGAAUCCAGGGGACGCUCAAGCAGCAGAAAUAUUCAAAGAGAUCAACACAGCCCACUCCAUACUGAGUGACCCUAAGAAGCGGAAAAUCUACGACAAGCAUGGCUCAUUGGGAAUAUAUAUACAUGAUCACUUUGGCGAAGAAGGCGUCAGAUACUAUUUUACGCUGAAUAGUUGUUGGUUCAAGACACUUGUCCUCCUGUGUGCUCUGCUGACCUGUUGCUGUUGUUGCUGCUGCUGCUGCUUUUGCUGUGGAGCACUUAAGCCACCACCUGAUGAGGCUGCCAGGAGAAAAUAUCAGCAGAAUGUCCAGAAUCAGCCUUCAAGGUCAGGUGAGAACCAGAGACAGGGACUGAGGUAA
Ceratotherium simum simum (southern white rhinoceros) is the source of this 503-nucleotide messenger RNA. It is a transcript of the gene DNAJC5G, whose product is annotated as DnaJ heat shock protein family (Hsp40) member C5 gamma. Lineage: Eukaryota; Metazoa; Chordata; Mammalia; Perissodactyla; Rhinocerotidae. The record is from RefSeq and is a predicted model, not a curated record.